UAAUUUUGCCCUAGGUCUGGCCAGGAGGCCUCACAUCCAGAGACCUGCCCCCCCUCUUGCAGUGCCAGGGUCAUGGGGCUCCGGAGCCACCACCUCAGCCUGGGCCUUCUGCUUCUGUUUCUACUCCCUGCAGAGUGCCUGGGAGCUGAGGGCCGGCUGGCUCUCAAGCUGUUCCGUGACCUUUUUGCCAACUACACAAGUGCCCUGAGACCUGUGGCAGACACAGACCAGACUCUGAAUGUGACCCUGGAGGUGACACUGUCCCAGAUCAUCGACAUGGUGCGUUGUGGUGGUGGUACAGCUCUGGAGUCUUACCUGUCACAGUGUCAAGAAAUGAGGGGGAUGAACGGAACCAGGUGCUGACCCUGUAUCUGUGGAUACGGCAGGAGUGGACAGAUGCCUACCUACAAUGGGACCCCAAUGCCUAUGGUGGCCUGGAUGCCAUCCGCAUCCCCAGCAGUCUUGUAUGGCGGCCAGACAUCGUACUCUAUAACAAAGCGGACGCACAGCCUCCAGGCUCCGCCAGCACCAACGUGGUCCUGCGCCACGAUGGUGCCGUGCGCUGGGACGCGCCGGCCAUCACGCGCAGCUCGUGCCGCGUGGAUGUAGCGGCCUUCCCGUUCGACGCCCAGCGCUGCGGCCUGACGUUCGGCUCCUGGACUCACGGCGGGCACCAGCUGGAUGUGCGGCCGCGCGGCGCUGCCGCCAGCCUGGCGGACUUCGUGGAGAACGUGGAGUGGCGCGUGCUGGGCAUGCCGGCGCGGCGGCGCGUGCUCACCUACGGCUGCUGCUCCGAGCCCUACCCCGACGUCACCUUCACGCUGCUGCUGCGCCGCCGCGCCGCCGCCUACGUGUGCAACCUGCUGCUGCCCUGCGUGCUCAUCUCGCUGCUUGCGCCGCUCGCCUUCCACCUGCCCGCCGACUCAGGCGAGAAGGUGUCGCUGGGCGUCACCGUGCUGCUGGCGCUCACCGUCUUCCAGCUGCUGCUGGCCGAGAGCAUGCCGCCGGCCGAGAGCGUGCCGCUGAUCGGGAAGUACUACAUGGCCACUAUGACCAUGGUCACAUUCUCAACAGCACUCACCAUCCUUAUCAUGAACCUGCAUUACUGUGGUCCCAGUGCCCGCCCAGUGCCAGCCUGGGCUAGGGCCCUCCUGCUGGGACACCUGGCACGGGGCCUGUGCGUGCGGGAAAGAGGGGAGCCCUGUGGGCAGUCCAGGCCACCUGAGUUAUCUCCUAGCCCCCAGUCUCCUGAAGGAGGGGCUGGCCCCCCAUCGGGCCCUUGCCACGAGCUACGAUGUCUGUGCCGCCAGGAAGCCCUACUGCACCACGUAGCCACCAUUGCCAAUACCUUCCGCAGCCACCGAGCUGCCCAGCGCUGCCAUGAGGACUGGAAGCGCCUGGCCCGUGUGAUGGACCGCUUCUUCCUGGGCAUCUUCUUCUCCAUGGCCCUGGUCAUGAGCCUCCUGGUGCUGGUGCAGGCCCUGUGAGGGCUGGGACUAAGUCACAGGGAUCUGCUGCAGCCACAGCUCCUCCAGAAAGGGACUGUCACAGCCAAGUGGUUGCUGGUCUUUGGGCCAACCAGUCUCUCCCCACUGCUCCUAAGAUCCGGGACACUUGACUUCACAAUCCACAAGGGAGCACUCAUUGUCUACACACCCUAACUAAAGGAAGUCCAGAGCCGGCCACUCCCCUAAUUCCAAAAAAAAGAGGAACUCUACAAAGGCCAAGAUCACAGAGUACAGUCUUGGAGAGACAGAAUUGUUUGUGCUGGGUAUUAGAGCUCUCAGUGGGGAGCACAUGGGUUAUAAUGAGAAACUGAACUGAACUGCUGCAUUUGCUGUCUUUCUUCCUAGGUGGCUGCUUUGCAGGGCUUUGGCUCUUACCUUUCCCUGCUGAGGGGCUCAGGGAAAAGGGUCGGGGAUUCUCAGUCGAGUUUCCAGAGCAGAAGGCCCUACAGACAUUUGGCCCCAAAUCCCCGACUCAAUAAAGUAAGCAUGUACCUAGCA
Molecule: messenger RNA, 2006 nt
Organism: Nomascus leucogenys (northern white-cheeked gibbon)
Lineage: Eukaryota; Metazoa; Chordata; Mammalia; Primates; Hylobatidae
Gene: CHRNA10
Product: cholinergic receptor nicotinic alpha 10 subunit
Exons: 5
Coding region: 753-1487 (244 amino acids)
Biological process (GO): regulation of membrane potential; nervous system process; signal transduction
Cellular component (GO): synapse; postsynaptic membrane; neuron projection
Molecular function (GO): acetylcholine-gated monoatomic cation-selective channel activity; transmembrane signaling receptor activity
Source: RefSeq, a predicted model, not a curated record